This is a messenger RNA of Iphiclides podalirius (scarce swallowtail), 1659 nucleotides long. The record is from the annotation of a GenBank genome assembly. NCBI's taxonomy places the organism in Eukaryota, Metazoa, Arthropoda, Insecta, Lepidoptera, Papilionidae.
AUGGCGAAAUUAAUGGGUGAGGCCACUUGUUCGGUAUCUAUGGACGUUUUGCCUAACAAACGAGAUGUUAUUACAUCAAGAGAUGCAGAGGACAUUUUACAAGCUGAAUGUUCUUUGAAAGCUCUAAAGAGUAUUGCGAAGCGACCACCGGUCAACAUCCUCUUCAAUAACGUCGAGUACAGUGUCAAUUCUUACACAGGUGAACGUAGAAUACUACACAAUGUAUCGGGUGAAUUUAGAUCCGGGGAACUGUCUUGCAUUCUUGGUCCUUCGGGCGCGGGCAAAUCAACGUUGCUCAACAUUUUAACAGGGUACACAAACAUUGGAGUCAAUGGUUCAAUUGAAGUAAAUGGGCAAACCCGUGACAUGAGACUGUUUAAGAAGCUUAGCUGUUAUAUAAUGCAAGACAAUCUUCUGCAGCCGCGGCUAACAACUUUAGAGGCUUUGCGUAUUGCUGCCGAUCUAAAACUGGGAACUGAUUUGACAAAAAACGAUAAGGACCUUAUUGUAACCGAGGUCCUGCAAACCUUAGGACUUUGGAAGCAUAGGCACACCAUCUGCGAGCGAUUGUCCGGUGGCCAAUCAAGGCGACUUACCAUAGCGUUGGAAUUGGUUAAUAAUCCACCAGUCAUAUUCCUUGACGAGCCGACAUCUGGUUUAGAUGUAGUAUCCGUUAGGCAACUGAUAGUUUUGCUGCGCAUGCUCUCUCGCCAAGGCCGCACUGUGAUCUGCACAAUACAUCAGCCAUCCGCUUCUCUGUUUGAGUUUUUCGACAAUGUUUAUAUUGUCUGUAAAGGAAGAUGUUGUUAUCAGGGGACGUUCCCGCUGCUUGUACCGUUUCUAGCAGAGGUUGGAUUUGUAUGCCCCAUCUCACACAAUCCAGCGGAUUUCGUCAUUGAAACUCUUACCGAUGAAACCGCUGCAAUAAAACUAAUGUCGGAGCUUUGUGAAAACGGAAAAAUAUGCAGAAAGACUAACCAUUUCACAAACACAAGGACAAAUAUAAUGGUAAUAAAUGACAAGAAAGAAACAAGUCAGGAGUUUACUAAAGAACAAAUGCAAAUUAUGGGUUCUUCCACAUCCUUUUUUACACAAUUUAUCAUUUUGAUGAAACGAAUGUAUAUUCAAGGUAAACGGAAUAAGAUAAGUUUGAUGAUACAAUUAUCGACAUAUCUUUUCUGUGCUAUUCUGAUGGGUGGCAUAUUUUAUCUUGUCGGCAAUGAAGGCAGCACUCCUAUGGCUAAUUGCAAAUUUUACCUUAGUGUUUUAGUAUUUUUUGUCUACACACACGCAAUGAUACCCAUUUUGCUCUUUCCGACCGAGAUACGGAUCAUGCGCCGAGAGUAUUUUAAUCAAUGGUAUGGACUUAAAGCUUUCUAUGCUGCACUGACGUUUUCGACGAUUCCUUCGGCCAUAUUUUUUGGAACGAUUUUUACAACAAUAGCAUACGUCAUGUCCGGUCAGCUUUUUGAAUGGAAUAGAUACAUUUUAUUUCUGUUUGCUGCGCUUUUAACGGGAUUUUGUUCUGAGGGAGUUGGUUUAGCUAUUGGGUCUGCGUUAAAUGCCACGAAUGGAUCCAUCCUAGGGCCGGCUAUCGUAUCGCCACUUCUAGUUUUGUGUUGCUAUGGAAUGGGCUUCGGGAUGUACAUUGAGCCAAAU